AUGGAAUGGAACGUCAAGAGGAGCAAGAGGAAGGCUGGGAGUAAGGAUGUGGGACUCCAGAGCGUGUGGAGGGAAUGGUGGAGACGGUGUGGGGAAAAGGCUAUCACAGCCCUCACAGCCACAGUUGGGUCCUUGCAGGACCAGAUUAGAAAUCAAGGCCAACAGCUUGCAGAACUCAAGGCCAUAUGCAAGGAAACCGCCAAUCUUGUUGGCAACAAGGAUCAAGGGAGCACCCAAGCCAAGCCUGGCCCGUCAACUGGGCCUGUCACCCCUCCUACCCAUUCAGGAGGGGAAGCCCACACUCCAGGCACGGUUAGGCCUGGACUCAAGGCCCUGUUCCACCCCUCAAGAGGGACAGGCUUUGACUCAGAGGAAGAGGAAGAACCCAGGAGAGCUCCCAAAAAAGAGCCUUGCAAUACGCCUAGGAGCCUUAGCUCCCUCACCCCCUUUGACUCAGGGUCCAGUGUGAAGCAGCCCAAAAUGGAACUCCCUGACCCUUAUAAGGGAGAAACCAGGGGACAAAAGGCAACACAAUGGCUCAACCGCAUGCUACUAUGGGUAGCCCUCCACUGCAAUCAAUUUGACAAGGAGGAACAAAUGGUUGUGUGGAUCCUAUACCACAUGACUGACAAAGCUGCGGACUGGGCCCUCCCCAUCAUUGGGACCAUCAUCAAGGGCAAGGGAAAUCCCCCCACUACCAUCCCAGCCUUAACGGCCAAAUUCAAGGAGGCAUUUGCCAAUCCUGAUGCCAAGAGAGCAGCCGCCAGGAAGAUAGCUGCGUUGACUCAGACAACCACUAUGUCUGAGUAUGUCACCAAGUUCCACAACCUCAUAGUGGAACUAGAUUGGAACAAGGAGGCAUACAUUGCCCAAUUCACACACGGCCUCCACUGGAAGGUCAAGGAACUCCUGUCCACCAAGGACAAUAUCCCCAACAACUUGGAGGCUAUCUUUGCCACCUCCAUCAAAAUUGACAAUACUUGUCAGGAGAACAAGGAGAACCAUCCAAAGAAGCAACCGGCUAAGUCCCUGGCUACCAUAGCCACCACUUCCACCACCACCACUCAACGGGUCUGCCUAUUGGAGGAUCCUAACUAUGUCACACCCAAGGAAAGGGACCAUUGCUGCGCAUCUGGGCUAUGUGUCAAGUGUGGACAGAAAGGGCAUGGCAUCAAACAAUGCCCUAACGGUUGGAAGGCUACUAUCAAAGAAGUAGCCAAGAACUUCCCAGCAGAACCCCUCAAAACUUUAAUAGACUCCAGAGCCACAUCCAAUUUCAUCUCUCCCUCUGUUGUUGAAAAAUUAAAAAUCCCAAAAACCCAACUCAAAAAUCCACAAGUUGUGAGAAUGCUAGAUGGUACAAUUUCACAGACUGGUUGCAUCUGGUACCAGGUCCAACUUGCGGUUUUGGCCAAUGGCCAUUUCCAUUCCAUUCCCUUUCUUGUAUGCCCCAUAGGGAAUACGUCUGCCAUACUAGGCAUGACAUGGCUCACCCAGGAGUCACCUCUUAUUGACUGGUCAAUAGGUACCAUUGUAUUCCCUGAGCAAAUCCAAAUUGCAUCAGAAGAAGAAGCCAACCCAGAUCCUCUUGCCAACCUCCCUGAGCAAUACCACAAAUUUGCCUGGGUCUUUGGUGAAGAGGAGUUCAAGGUCCUUCCACCCCACAGGGAGUACAACAUUGCCAUAGACCUGUUACCAGACGCCAAACUCACCCCAGGACCCAUCUACAGCAUGACAGAUGCAGAAUCAAAGGCUCUAAAACAGCAUAUUGAUGAGGAAUUGGCAACAGGGAAGAUCCGUCCCAGCACCUCCUCCACCAGGGCACCAGUCAUGUUUGUAAAGAAGGCAGACGGAUCCCUUAGACUGGUUGUGGAUUACUGGAAACUUAACAAUGUCACUUACAAGAACAUGUACCCGCUUCCCAGACAGGAUGAUCUCAUGGCAAAACUCAGACAUGCAAAAAUGUUCACCAAACUAGAUUUGCGUUGGGGUUACAACAAUGUCCAAAUCAAGGAAGGAGAUGAGUGGAAAACAGCCUUUAGGACCAAAUAUGGGUUAUUUGAGUACUUAGUCAUGCCCUUUGGUCUUACCAAUGCUCCAGCCACUUUCCAACAUUUCAUGAACAACCUAUUCAGGGAUUUGAUAGACGUGACUGUGGUAAUGUAUCUGGACAAUAUCUUGAUCUUCUUGGAAAAGCCAGAGGAACACCCCAACCACCUAAAAGAGGUCCUUUCCAGACUCAUGAAAAACCAGUUGUUCUGUAAGCUGUCAAAAUGCCACUUCCAUGUCACCAUGGUGGACUACCUGGGUAUUGUUAUCUCCCCAGCUGGAUUCUCUAUGGACCAAAAGAAGAUAGAAGCAGUCACCACAUGGCCUCAACCCAAAACAGUCAAACAGGUCCAGGCCUUCUUAGGGUUUGUCAACUAUCUCCAAUGGUUCAUUCCUAACUUUAGCUUGGUUGCUUGGCCUCUCCACAACCUCACAAAAAAGGAAACCCCCUGGACAUGGAGUCACCCAGAAGAAGAAGCCUUCCAAGAACUGAAAUCCCUUGUCACAAAGUCCCCAGUCCUUAUCCACUCCAACCCUGACGCCCCCUACUACCUAGAGACAGACGCAUUGGGUGUAGCCAUGGGAGCAAUCCUUAGUGCCAAAGUCAAUUACAACACCCAUGACAAGGAGCUCCUGGCAAUCAUCAAGGCCCUUGAAGAAUGGCAGAUCUUCCUAGAAGCAACAGAUAAACCAGUACAGGUAUUCAUGGAUCACAGAAACCUGGAAUAUUGGAUGCAGGCCCAAACUUUUAACCAGAGACAUGCUCAAUGGUGUAUUUUCCUGAGUGACUUCAACUUUGAAAUUCACUACCGCCCAGGAAAACAGUCAGGGAAACCAGACGCCCUCUCCAGAAGAUCAGAUUACAUAGACUCCCCUCCAGACCCAGAAGUUAUGCUCCUGUCAGAAGUAUUUGCCAAUACGUCAGAAGAGGAAAUAGAGAUUGUCACCAAAAUACGUGGCAAACUAAGGGAAGACCCUUCCUUGGAACAGAUCAUCCAAUUCUUGACAGAGGAUGUGGAAGACGCGCCCCCCUCCAUCAGAAAGGCUUAUUGGGAUUACAACUGGGAAGAAGACCUACUAUGGUAUUGCAGAAAACUUGUAGUUCCAGACUUGGAAGUCUUGAAAGAGCAACUCCUCAGGGAAUUCCAUGACUCCCCCCUGGCAGGGCACCCAGGCCAACAAAGAACCCUGGAGCUCUUAAGUUGCAACUAUUGGUGGCCAGGAAUGAAGUCUUCAGCAAAAGAAUGGGUAGAAUGCUUCCCACCAUUCCCAUUCCACAUGAUCUCUUAUGACUUCAUCACAGGGUUUCCCAAGUCACAGGGGUUUGAUACCAUCCUGGUUGUCAUAGAUUCCUUUUCUAAAUUCAGACACUUCAUUCCAACUACCAAAAGGGUUUUGGCCAAAGGCCUAGCGGAACUAUUCAUUGCACACAUCUGGAAAUUACAUGGGUUGCCAGUCAAGACAAUCUCAGAUAGGGGUACCACGUUCACAGGGAAGUUCUUGAGGGCACUAUACCAACGUCUUGGAAUCAAACCCGCCUUCUCAUCAGCUUACCACCCAGAAUCUGAUGGACAAACAGAGAGGAUAAACCAGUUCAUUGAGUUCUACCUAAGGUCAUACGUUGCAGCAGACCAUUUGGAUUGGGCCACCUGGUUGCCAUUAGCAGAAUAUGCUUACAACAACACUAAACAUACCGCUACUGGGAAAACCCCCUUGUCCUAG
Molecule: messenger RNA, 3771 nt
Organism: Rhizoctonia solani
Lineage: Eukaryota; Fungi; Basidiomycota; Agaricomycetes; Cantharellales; Ceratobasidiaceae
Product: Retrotransposable element Tf2 protein
Exons: 5
Coding region: 1-3771 (1256 amino acids)
Biological process (GO): DNA integration
Molecular function (GO): nucleic acid binding; zinc ion binding
Source: RefSeq, a predicted model, not a curated record